GGCCGACGGACCGGGCCGGGCCGGGCCAGACCCGCCCGCUCCUUCCAGAAGCUUCCUCCGGCCGGGGCCGCCCUCCUCCACCAGCUGGCUCAGCCCGCGCCUGCCCGGAGCCACCUCGGGGGCUGCAGGAUGAAGGCGGGGGCCCGGGGGGGCCUGUAACCGUAGCCCCGGGAGCCGCCCGACCAGAGAAGGAGGACCCCCCGCCCCCCGGGGUGGAGGCCAGCCAUGGCUGAGGGCUGGCUGCACCUCUCCGGAGCGGGCUCGGUGGAGGAGCCCAGCGCCCUGGACGACAGCCUGACCAGCCUGCAGUGGCUGCAGGAGUUCUCCAUCCUCAACGCCAAGGCCCCGGCCCUGCCCCCCUCGGCCGACCCCCAUGGCUACCACCACGUGCCCGGCUCGGCGGCCCCCGGCUCCCCACUGGCCGCCGACCCCGCCUGCCUGGGCCAGCCGCACACCCCCGGCAAGCCCACGGCGUCCUGCACGUCGAGGAGCUCGCCCCCGGGCCUGCAGGGCCCACCCCAAGGCGACGUGGACUACGCCACCAACCCGCACGUGAAGCCGCCCUACUCCUACGCCACACUCAUCUGCAUGGCCAUGCAGGCCAGCAAGGCCUCCAAGAUCACCCUGUCCGCCAUCUACAAGUGGAUCACCGACAACUUCUGCUACUUCCGACACGCCGACCCCACCUGGCAGAACUCCAUCCGUCACAACCUGUCGCUCAACAAGUGUUUCAUCAAAGUGCCGCGGGAGAAGGACGAGCCCGGCAAGGGCGGGUUCUGGCGCAUCGAUCCUCAGUACGCCGAGCGCCUGCUGAGCGGCGCGUUCAAGAAGCGUCGGCUGCCGCCCGUGCACAUCCACCCGGCUUUCGCGCGGCCGGCCCAGCCCGGGCCCGGAGGGGCCUUGGCCGUCAACCCCGAGGCCCAGCAGCUGCUGCGGGAGUUCGAGGAGGCCACCGGCGAGGCGGGCUGGGGCCCCGGCGAGGGCCGGCCCGGCCACAAGCGCAAGCAGCCCCUGCCCAAGCGGGUGGCCAAGGUCCCCCGCCUGGCCGGCGUCCCCACCCCGCUGGGCCCGGAGGAGCCCGAGGAGCCGGCCGGGCUGGGCCCGCUCAAGGGCGACUUUGACUGGGAGGCCAUCUUCGACGCCGCCCCGCUGAACGGCGACUUCGGUGCCCUCGAGGCCCUGGAGCUGAGCCCGCCGGGCAGCCCGGCCCCCCGCGAUGUGGACUUGACCGUUCACGGCCGCCACAUCGACUGCCCCGCCACCUGGGGCCCCACGGUCGGGCCGGCCCCCGACCCCCUGGACUUCGACGAGACCUUCUUGGCCACCUCCUUCCUGCAGCACCCCUGGGACGAGAGCCGGGGCGGCGGUUGCCUGCCCCCCGAGCCCCUGUUCGAGGUCGGAGAAGCCGCGCUGGCCGCAGAACUGCACGACUGGGCCACCGUGGGGGCCUUCUUGUGAAGGCCGGGCCCGGCGUCCCCGGCCGGACGAUCCGCCCCUCCCUCCCCCAUCAGCUGGCCACACGCACACCCCGUGGAGAGGACCGAUCCAGACCAGACCGAGGGCGCACCCGAGCCCCCCCGCCACAGGCCCGGCGUCCCUGCUUGGGGUCAGCCAGAAGAUCUGAGCUCAGGAGGCCCUAGCGGACCCCUUUCCCAGCCCUGGGGUCCCCCAUGGAGUUGCAAGGCCCGGGCCCUCCCCUCCCUGGAAGCAGGACCUCCAAACUGUAGCCAGCGGGGCACAUCCAACGUGAGGUGGGAAGGGCCCUGGUCCGGACUCGAGUGGGAAACUAGCGCUCUUCCUGGACAUCCCUCCCUGCCUCUCCCCGAGCCCUCCCACCUCCAUCCCCCCGCCCCCUCCCCUCUCUGCCCCCUCUUCCUCUCUUGCCUCAUUCCCCGAGCUGCUGUUCAGGGAAGUGCCCAGGUACAACAGGCGCUAAUUAGAUGGCAACAAAGUAAACCCAGUGGGACUUCCUGGAGGGAGGUAGAGGUGAGGAGGGAUGGAGCUAGGGGGAGGGGAGAGGAUGGUCUGAGAAAGGCUCCGUGGGGGAGGGGGUCAGCGAGAGCCAGAGCGACCUCUCUCUUCUGGCCGGGGGCUUCUCCCUGGGGCGGGUGGGGAAAGACAGGCCCUCAACUCUGGCCUCCAAAAGGCCAGGGGAGGAGACAGCAGAGAGGGGUGUGAGGAUCUGGAGAUGGGUCAGGGAGCAGAUUAAAUAAACUAGGUAGCUGUAGGUAGGUAGCCGUAGGUCGGUAGCUAUAGCCAGAGCUAGGAGAGAGUAGUAAAUGGUUAACCAAGGCACCCCCCCCCCCACGGCCCCCCCAUGACUAAACAGCUCCCUGGGGUGCUGGGGGCCAGAAGGAGGAGGAGUUGGGAGAGGGGGAUCAUGACCUCCAGGGGUGGGUGGGUAGGGGACCCAUCAGCCUCCCAGCCUGGACAACCCCCCAGCUCCAGGGAAACUGCACCUUCACCUUCUUCUGUAGCAAUUUAAUCUUUUUCAUGGCAAGUUAUUUCCAAUAAAAGAGCUGAAAAUUA
This is a messenger RNA of Tachyglossus aculeatus (Australian echidna), 2529 nucleotides long. It is a transcript of the gene FOXJ1, whose product is annotated as forkhead box J1. The transcript is spliced from 3 exons. Lineage: Eukaryota; Metazoa; Chordata; Mammalia; Monotremata; Tachyglossidae. The record is from RefSeq and is a predicted model, not a curated record. Bases 226 to 1458 code for a protein of 410 amino acids. Gene Ontology annotation, biological process: regulation of DNA-templated transcription. Gene Ontology annotation, molecular function: DNA-binding transcription factor activity; sequence-specific DNA binding.